AUGGCGCGCUCAACCUUCGUGGUGGCAGUGGUGAUGCUGAUGCUUCCAGCAACGGCACGCCGGAACAAGGAUGACCUCUUCACCAUGGAAGCCGGGAAUUCAGAAGCUCGCGAUCUACAGGCGGAGUUGGAGUCGUGGCUCAGCGACAGGUGGGGCGUGGGGCUGAGCACAUCGGAUGCUCAGUGGUGGGCCAGGAAGGAGUCGUGGUACAUGGAGACUUGCGGCGCCACGCUUCCGUAUCUCAAGAAGCUCUACUCGGUGCUCAACGACCGCUUCAAGAUGGCCUACUCCUCGAGCAAAGCCGUGGAGUUGAUGUUCGCUUACGCGAAGAAGCAGUUUGAUCCAGACCAGCUCUUCGCAAUGUACAGCGUUCUCGUGGACCGCUUCGCGCUCGGGCUUAGCCAGGAGGAGGCCCGCUCGCGAGCUCCUGAGCUUCUCGAGAAGGAUGCAGCCUCCGCGGAGCUCGGCUCUCUCUACAGCUACAUGGUCGAUCGCUUCGGGGCGAUGCGGCUUCCGCAGAAGGACGCCCAGAAGAUGGCCAUGGAGCUGGCUGCUGCCGGCUGUGAACCUAUCAUGUUGAAGAAGUUCGCCACUGAGCCGUAUCCUGACAAGCAGAGGGCCGCCGAUGAGGCAGUCAUGGCCUCCUUCGACAUGCAAGCCUAUCGCUAUGCGGAGGAUGGCAAAUACUACACGGCUUCCCAGUUCAAGAACUGGUUUGGGUCCAACUGGAUGGCGAAGUGGAUGGCAAGCCCAGUGGCACAGAAGGUGGCGGAAGAUGGCAAGGCGUACUCUGCUUCGCAGUUCCGUGCGUUCUUCGGGGUCCGAGAUUGGUUGUCCAAGUGGAAUGCAGCGACGUGGGCAACGCAAAGGCGCAUUGCAGAGGAUGGAAAGGUCUACACCUUGGACGAGUUUGUCAGCUACUUCGGCCAGUCCCAGUGGCAGCAGAAGUGGGCCAAGGCACCC
Messenger RNA from Symbiodinium sp. CCMP2456, 963 nucleotides. Lineage: Eukaryota; Dinophyceae; Suessiales; Symbiodiniaceae. The record is from the annotation of a GenBank genome assembly.